Molecule: messenger RNA, 2579 nt
Organism: Etheostoma cragini (Arkansas darter)
Lineage: Eukaryota; Metazoa; Chordata; Actinopteri; Perciformes; Percidae
Product: aconitate hydratase, mitochondrial-like
Exons: 18
Coding region: 41-2386 (781 amino acids)
Biological process (GO): tricarboxylic acid cycle
Cellular component (GO): cytosol; mitochondrion
Molecular function (GO): aconitate hydratase activity; 4 iron, 4 sulfur cluster binding
Source: RefSeq, a predicted model, not a curated record
UCACUUAAGGGCGACACUAUCAUCUUUGUCAGUGAACAAAAUGGCGUCUUACUGUUUGACUGUCACUAGGUUGCGGCUGGCCCUUGGAACCGGGGCAAGGCGUUUUCAUGUCUCCGCAGCAUUCAACGCCAAGGCCAAGGUGUCUAUGAGCCGCUUUGAGCCUGAUACCAGCAUUAACUAUGAGAAGAUGCACGAGAACAUCAACAUUGUGCGCAGCAGGCUCAGCAGGCCUCUCACACUGUCAGAGAAGAUUGUGUAUGGUCACCUGGAUGAUCCAGCAGGGCAGGACAUCGAGCGCGGCCGCACCUAUCUGCGCCUGCGUCCAGACCGCGUUGCUAUGCAGGAUGCUACAGCUCAGAUGGCAAUGCUUCAGUUCAUCAGCAGUGGUCUGCCCAAGGUGGCGGUCCCCUCCACUAUCCACUGUGAUCAUCUGAUUGAGGCUCAGAUCGGAGGGACGGAGGACCUACAGAGGGCUAAGGAAGUAAAUGAGGAGGUGUACAACUUUCUUGCAACUGCUGGUGCUAAAUAUGGAGUUGGCUUCUGGAAACCCGGAUCAGGGAUCAUCCAUCAGAUCAUCCUGGAGAAUUACGCCUAUCCUGGAGUGAUGCUGAUUGGUACAGACUCCCACACUCCCAAUGGCGGUGGCCUGGGGGCCAUCUGUAUUGGAGUGGGCGGAGCUGAUGCUGUGGAUGUCAUGGCUGGAAUCCCUUGGGAGCUCAAGUGUCCUAAUGUGAUUGGAGUGAAGCUGACAGGUACCUUGUCUGGCUGGACCUCUCCAAAGGAUGUCAUCCUGAAGGUGGCCGGCAUCCUGACUGUGAAGGGUGGCACUGGUGCCAUUGUGGAGUAUCAUGGGCCUGGAGUUGACUCCAUUUCCUGCACUGGGAUGGCCACUAUCUGUAACAUGGGUGCUGAGAUUGGAGCCACCACGUCGGUUUUCCCCUACAACCACCGCAUGAAGACCUACCUGGAGAAAACUGGCCGUGGAGAGAUUUCCUCUGUGGCUGAUCGGUUCAAAGAGGACUUGGUCCCAGAUAAUGGCUGUGAGUACGACCAGGUCGUAGAGAUUAACCUGAGCGAGUUGAAGCCUCACAUCAACGGGCCGUUCACCCCAGACCUGGCCCACCCUGUGUCUGAGAUCGGGGCUACGGCCAAGAAGAGCGGCUGGCCCCUGGAGGUAAAAGUUGGUCUAAUCGGCAGCUGCACCAACUCGAGCUAUGAGGACAUGGGCAGGGCGGCCUCUCUGGCCAAGCAGGCUCUGGAUAAAGGUCUGAAGUGCAAGUCCCAGUUCACAGUCACCCCUGGUUCUGAGCAGAUCCGGGCCACUAUUGAGAGAGAUGGAUAUACCAAGAUCCUGAGUGAUGUUGGAGGGGUCGUACUCGCCAAUGCUUGUGGCCCCUGCAUCGGACAGUGGGACAGGAAGGAUGUGAAAAAAGGAGAGAAGAAUACUAUUGUCACAUCCUACAACAGGAACUUCACUGCCAGGAAUGAUGCUAACCCAGCUACUCAUGCGUUUGUCACCUCUCCUGAGAUUGUCACUGCCAUGGCAAUUGCUGGGACACUCGACUUUAACCCAGAGACCGACUACCUGACGGCUGCUAAUGGAGAAAAGUUCAAGCUGGAACCCCCCACCGGUGACGAGCUCCCCUCCAGGGACUUUGACCCAGGCCAGGACACCUACCAGCACCCCCCGGCUGAGAGCAGCGCAGUAAAGGUGCAAGUGAGCCCGACCAGCAACCGUCUGCAGCUGCUGGAGCCCUUCGACAAGUGGCAUGGAAAAGACAUGGAGGACAUGAGGGUCCUCAUCAAGGUGAAGGGAAAGUGCACCACCGACCACAUCAGCGCUGCCGGGCCCUGGCUGAAAUUCCGCGGCCACCUGGACAACAUCUCCAACAAUAUGCUGAUUGGUGCAGUCAACACUGACAACGAUGCCGUCAACAAAGUCAAGAACCUGCUGACAGGAGAUUUCGGAGGUGUGCCUGAUGUGGCCCGCUAUUACAAGGCCAAUGGAGUAAACUGGGUGGUGGUUGGAGACGAGAACUAUGGAGAAGGGUCUAGUAGAGAGCACGCUGCCCUGGAGCCUCGGCACCUUGGAGGACGCGCCAUCAUUGUCAAGAGCUUUGCCAGAAUCCACGAGACUAACCUGAAGAAGCAGGGCCUGCUGCCUCUGACUUUUGCCGACCCCAGCGACUACGACAAAAUUCGCCCUGAUGACAAGAUUUCAAUCACUGGGCUGAAAUCCUUUGCUCCUGGCAAGCCCCUGACAGCAGUGAUCAAGCACAGCGAUGGCAGCCAGGUGUCCAUCUCUCUCAACCACACCUUCAACGAGACGCAGAUUGAAUGGUUCAAGGCUGGCUCUGCUCUCAACAGGAUGAAAGAGCUCCAGUAAUUGGUGGAGAGGAGGGAGGCGGGGCCUGUGGGGGCCAUCGAGGGGCCUUGGAAUGGGUUGAGAAAGGGAGAAAUGUUGACCUUUGCAAAGAGGAAGAGGCGAUGUGAACGGUAGAUGGUUACCAGACUUGUUGGUUGGACAGCUGUAGUCAUGCUCAGUAAAAACAAUACACAUACACACACACACACACACA